AUGGACGAAGAUGAGAACAUCUUGACCAUUCUUUCGACCCCUUCUGCCGAUGAGCCGUCACAGACAACCCGACUCCGGGGCCAGGCUCGCGACCUUAUCUCCAACCCCAGAGGGAGCAGCGUUGAAACCCUCCCGAAUACCCUCCUCGACCUUCUAGUACAAGUCAUCAAAACAUUGUUCACAAACACAAAACACCCAUCUUUGACCUCAACAGGGCGCAAGGCCCUCGUCCCCCAACCGGCACCGCUGGGCACACACUUCCAUAGCCCGCUCGAGGACGAAGCGCUAAAGCCAUGGAAGACCACUUUCACUGUCCCACUGCUCAGGUAUAUUCUGACAUCUUACACCUUCUUGCCGCCGGGUGAGAGGAAGAUUGCGAUCGAAGCACACUUCCACCUCCUCGUGCCGCCUAUUCUCAACAUGAUUGACGACGCGGAUUGUACUUACAAGGCUUCGGGCUGCAAUUUGCUUCGAAGACUCUGUGAGGUAUUGAUUUCGGUGCAGAGCGAGAUACUUAAGCGCACGGGGCUGGCAGAGGUGUUUGUCGAUGCCCUCAAAGCGAACUUCAUGCUUCUUCCGACUUUGACGCCUGAAGAGGACAGUCUGAGUGUGCUAAGCCAGCUGUAUCCGGCUUAUUUGGCUCUCGUGGAUGCCCGGUUCGUGGCCCUCGGCGGCCUCUCUUCCAAUGUGGCAACAAAUCAUCAGACUCGGCUGCAGGCAAAGAACGAGAUUGGCGGAAACACUACAGAACAGGCGGCCCCUCCGAGCAAAACCAACACCGGAUCUCUGAAGCCUUCGCACUCCUCUGAUGAACUCCUGGCCCGCCAAUCCCAACUAACAGCUUUGUUCCGGCACGGCGUCCUCGCAUCGCUCUUCCACCUCUCGUCAUCCACACAGUCCUUCUCCUCCACCAUCUCUGUGCCCCUAACAACACUGCUCCUCGCGCAACUCCCUCCGAUACUUAGCCGCAUGGGUAUCACCAGUGCCAAACAUCUACAGACAUUCCUCCCACUCCUACGCGUGGGUUUGAUGGAUCCAUUCACGCUAGCAGCACCACCGCUCGUGCUGGCCGUGCUGGCCGUGCUGGAGACUGUGAUUCAUGUCUGUGCUCGGCGUGUAAGGGAAAAGUGGUUUGCAGAGAUCCUCCGCGGUGUCGUAGCGUGCUGGUGUAAUUGCGUCGAUGAGCUGGAGAGUCUGAGUUCGAGCGAGGACAAGGAUGUAAACAGGAGGGAGGAGACCAGGCUUGUCAUGCGGAAUGUGAAGGCUGUGGUGAGUGUUAUGCAGAGGUUAAAGUCCAUAGUGGGGUCUUUAGGCGACGUGAUGGGAAAAGAAGAGUGGGAGGACGUCAAGAGUCGUUUGGUUAAUGAGGAGGAGGAAUUGAAGGGCCUGUUUGAAGAUGACGACCCUUGA
Messenger RNA from Rhinocladiella mackenziei CBS 650.93, 1410 nucleotides. RefSeq lists its product as uncharacterized. The transcript has a single exon. Lineage: Eukaryota; Fungi; Ascomycota; Eurotiomycetes; Chaetothyriales; Herpotrichiellaceae. Gene Ontology annotation, cellular component: nucleoplasm; cytosol; centrosome. The record is from RefSeq and is a predicted model, not a curated record. Bases 1 to 1410 code for a protein of 469 amino acids.